Molecule: messenger RNA, 1058 nt
Organism: Owenia fusiformis
Lineage: Eukaryota; Metazoa; Annelida; Polychaeta; Sabellida; Oweniidae
Source: the annotation of a GenBank genome assembly
CAGGAAAAUCCUCAUUUACCUCAUAUUGUAUGAUACUAGAAUCCAUUGGAAAAAAUGUGCAAAUUGGAAAAUAAUGUCUGAAAACGGGUCAUCCCAAUAUUCAAAUAACACCCGUGGGUCUCAUCCUCACUCUGAGAUAAGUGGCACCAAUGUGCCACUUCCACUAGUGACAGCAUAUAAAGGAGAUGUAAAAUCUAACAAAAGCAAUCCAGAGGUGCUUCCAAAGUUACCCUCUCAUAGAUUUCGUUGGACAAACUGGCAUGAACUACGUAACAAUCACAUUCAAGGCCCCCAACUGAAGGCACCUAGAGUGAGAGAGGGCCCUCCAGAGAAGGAAGAACAGUUCUAUACAGAUAAAAAUGAUGAAGGGGAGCUCAUGCACACAUCAAAGAAAGGCAAGGAACGUAAAGAUUACCAGGAUAAAGCUGAAGAUUGGGAGGAAGCUGAAUUUGCCAACCUGUCAUUCCAAGACCUACAACACAAGUACCAGAAAGAUAACUUUCUUCGUGUUUUGAAGCGUCUUCAUGUUGUAGAGGAAUUGAACCUUAUUGACAACAACCUUACUGACCUCUCAUCAGUCACAUUCCCAAAAUGUGAAUUCUUAAACUUGAAUAGGAAUCACAUUGCAUCAUUCAAGUCACUGCCAAAGCUUCCUAAGGUCAAAUAUUUAUCAGUAGGAGAGAACAACAUCACAUUACUUGAUGGAAUAGACAACCUGAGAAAAUCUCCCAUAGACAUACUUUACCUUAAAGGAAACUCUGUAGUGUUUACAGAGUACUAUAGACAGAGGGUUUUCCUGGAGUUACCCCACCUGAAAGUCCUAGAUGGCAUCCCCAAGUUACCCUCUGAUACUGCACCUCUACCUGAUGACUUUGUUGAUAAAUCCUCCACAUGCGUUAUCUCAUAAUCCUCAAUACAGCACUGUACAAUAACUUAUGUGACGGAAUAGAAUUCUGAAGACACUAUCUAGAAGACUUCUGAUUAUAACAUAAGGCUGAUAGAAAGGAAUCCUCCAUCUGUUCAGGAUUGGUUUUUGUUUUAAAAUGGUGAAAGUGCCA